Molecule: messenger RNA, 1469 nt
Organism: Siniperca chuatsi (mandarin fish)
Lineage: Eukaryota; Metazoa; Chordata; Actinopteri; Centrarchiformes; Sinipercidae
Product: claudin-8-like
Exons: 1
Coding region: 80-955 (291 amino acids)
Biological process (GO): cell adhesion; bicellular tight junction assembly
Cellular component (GO): bicellular tight junction; plasma membrane
Molecular function (GO): structural molecule activity
Source: RefSeq, a predicted model, not a curated record
CUCUUAUCCUCAGAUUUGUUUCUUGAGUUGUGAGAGUGCAGCUAAAGGUCUAUCUUUGGCUAUCUUUGUGAUAGCCGCAAUGGCCUCAUACACUGCUUACAGUGGCUACAGCAAGCCACCUCAAUCUUAUGCAGGCUCUUACUACGAUGAGAAGCAGGCCAAGGCCUAUGCAGAUUAUCAAGACUCUGUAUAUGAGGAAAAAAAGAGAACUGAGAAGAAGGACCGUCGGGACGCCAUCUGUUGUGAAGUAGUGGCCCUCAUCAUUGGUUUCGUUGGACUAAUCGGAGUGGCAGCCGUGACAGGCCUGCCGAUGUGGAAGGUGACAGCAUUCAUCCAGGAGAACAUCAUUGUCAUGGAGACUCGCUGGGAGGGUUUGUGGAUGAACUGCUACAGACAAGCUAACAUUAGGAUGCAGUGUAAGGUGUAUGAUUCCCUUCUGUUUCUGCCCCCGGACCUCCAGGCUGCUAGGGGUCUGAUGUGUAGCUCUGUGGCCCUGACCACCUUCGCCCUCAUAGUUGCAGCAGUGGGGAUGAAGUGUACCAAAGUGGUGGACCAUCGGGCUCGCACCAAGCAUGUUGUUCUCGUGGCUGGAGGCUGUCUGUUCCUCAUGAGCUGUAUCACUACCCUAAUCCCUGUGUCCUGGACUGCCCAUGUUAUCAUAACUGAUUUCUACAACCCUCUGCUGAUCGACGCCCAGCGCAGGGAGCUUGGGGAGGCUCUUUACAUCGGCUGGGUGACCUCAGCUUUGCUUUUCACUGCCGGAGUGAUCCUGCUAUGCCGUCACGCUCCCCGUACCCAGGACCCAGAAGAGAGGAUUGUAUACAACCCUGAAGGGAAUAUCUACCAACCUGCAUACACAUACCAGCCGUACACGUACCAGCCAGCGUACACCUACCAACCACCCUACUCUGCACCCCCUCCAGGAUCUGUAACAUAUACACCAAGUCAGUACUAGUGAGGAAAAUCAAACACAGAGACAAAUUUAACUUUUGACUUUUUAUAAACUUACCAAGAUUUGGCACAUUUGAAUGAGGAGAAUCAAUUGACUAAUGACCAAAGGCUGUCACUGGAAAUGGCCAAAUAUUUUAUUACUUUCUCAAAUAGGGCCAAGUUUAUUGCAGAGAUUGAAAUUCAUUAUGGAACUGAUUGUGUUUUGAUCAUGGUGAACUGUGCUGAAUAUGCGUUGUUUGUUUCUAUGUGCUUAAUUUACAAAUUAUAUCAUUCAGGCAGAGUCUUUUUAUCUGUAAUAAUACAAUAGUUAACCAUUGAUAUCAUAGUCUUUACAGCCUCUAUUGACAUGCUCUUUGAGAACAAAUUAUGCACUAGGCCUUUUUCAGAUAAUAUACCUCCAGAUGAUUUGUGUUCACUGUUGAGUUUUUGUUGUGAAUGUACAGACUUUUUCAAAAUGCUGGCCUAAAUAGAAGGUCAAUUGUGGUUUCCAAUAAAAGGCAUAAAGUUGAGAAAAAAAA